Molecule: messenger RNA, 1468 nt
Organism: Gekko japonicus
Lineage: Eukaryota; Metazoa; Chordata; Lepidosauria; Squamata; Gekkonidae
Gene: GAB2
Product: GRB2 associated binding protein 2
Exons: 7
Source: RefSeq, a predicted model, not a curated record
GAGUGCAAGUUUCUCUCAAGCCACGAGGUCCUCGUUCUUCAUGAGAAGCGACCCGUCCGUUCAGAAACUCUCUCAGGGGAAUGGUCACUGCGUGAACGGCAUGGGCGGACAAGUCCACGGCUUCUAUAGUUUACCCAAGCCGAGCAGGCACAAUUCGGAACUCCAGGACAGCGCCUACGACCUCCCCAGGAGCUUUGGAUGCUACGCCCACACCAAAUCGAGCCUCACGGGCUCCGAAACGGAUAGCGAGGAGGUCUAUACCUUUAAGACUCCCAACAAUACCCUGUGCAAGGACUUUGGGGAGCUGACCACGGAUUCGUACGAUGUCCCCGGUACCCCCUUGUCCAUUUAUCAGAUCCCGAGGACAUUCACGCUGGACAAGAACCACAACGCCCUGGCAGUGGCUGCCAACGAUACACCGGCUGCUCCUCCUCCUCGGCCUCCCAAGCCAGGGCAGGCAGAGACACGGUGGGGCAGCCCUCAGCAGCGGCUGCUGGACAGUGAAGGCCUCAGCAUGGGUUCCGUGGCUGCCACCAUUCCCAGGAGGAACACACUGCCGGCAAUGGAGAACUGCAGGCUGCAUCGAGCUUCCUCUUGCGAGACCUACGAAUAUCCCCAGCACGGCAAGAGCAGCAGUGUCCAGUCAACGGAGUCCGUGAAUGUCAGGGUCGGCUCGUACUUGCAAAAUAAAGCCACGGUGGCUCGCUCCCACAGUGCCGACUCCGAAGACAACUACGUGCACAUGAACCCUGGCUCCUCUGUCCUACUGAACACAGAGAGAUCCAACGACAACUCCUACAUCCCCAUGAGCCCCGGGCCGCAUCACCUUGACCUCAUGGCGCUGUCCUCGUCCACCUUCCCGGUUCACAAAGGGAGCGCCAGUUCCCAGCCUCUCAGGCGGAUGAGCGAGAUCCAGCCCCCACCGGUCAACCGCAACCUCAAACCUGACCGCAAAGCAAAGCCAACGCCGCUGGACUUGAGAAACAACACCGUCAUCGAUGAGCUUCCUUUCAAAUCGCCUGUCACAAAAUCCUGGUCCAGGCCUGGCCAAGCAUUCAACUCCAACUUCUCGCCCUACUGCCGCCCCAUCUCCUCCCAGAGCAUCACCAGCACGGACUCAGGAGACAGCGAGGAGAACUACGUCGCCAUGCAAAACCCAGUCUCUGCUUCCCCCAUUCCCAGCGGCACCAACAGCCCCGCCACGAAGAAGAGCACAGGAAGCGUGGAUUACCUGGCUCUGGACUUCCAGCCGAGCUCACCCGGUCCGCACAGAAAGCCCUCCACGUCGUCGGUCGCCUCCGACGAGAAGGUCGAUUACGUGCAAGUCGAUAAGGAGAAAACCCAGGCGCUGCAAAGCACCAUGCAAGAAUGGACAGACGUCCGGCAGUCUUCGGAACCCGCCAAAGCGGCCAAGUAGGAGCAGCCGGAGGUGGUGGCAGGCCGGAGCGUCGAGGGGAAAGCCUUCCGG